CAGGCAACAACCUCAGGUAAAUACAGGUGUAGAGAGAUUAAGCCCUUCCCAGAGGGGCACACGCCGUUCGUAUGAUCUACGAAGUGUCAAAACUGGACGUUUUUCUCCUCGUUUCCAACCCAUGAGCUUUUAUUUGGGUCAAGUUCAAUUUUUGAGUGCUUCAGUCACUCCGCUACCACCGAAAGAAUCGGACUGACAACCAAUUUGCCGCCGAUGUACAAUGUAAAAGUGGAAACAGGUGGCUCUAUUGAGGCACUAUUUUCCUAGUCAUUCAAUAUUUGACAAAAACGAAAAAACUGAUGAUGGAGCGGAGAUUACUUUGGUCUACUAAUGGAACAUUUCUUGACAUUUUGACGUUUAAUUAAAAGCAGGGGUCGCCAGAAAAGAUAGAAUACCUGGUAAAGAAUAACAACAUUUGUUCAGAUUGAAUGAAAAAGCCGUAAGAGGAGUACACAUCUAAAUGGAAUUAAGUUCUCGAUGAGCUUCAGGAAAACCCGCCAAAAGAAUCAGACAUUGCAGUGAGUCAAGCUACUUGAAAGAUCUUUAAAAGUUAUUCUCGCAAAUACACUUUUAAGGAGCAAGUUAUUCGCUAUCACUUUUCAAAUUUUCAAGCCAACUAGGUCUGGAGGAUCCUACGCUUGGUGAAACGUUGGUUUCAAAUCGCUGAAAGACCGUUUGAAGAAAUUCGUCAUAUUUGGUUGAAGACCUUUUCCUAGUGAACAAGCAUCGGACGGAAGUUGUUAUUCAAACAUUGACUCCUUUCGUUAAAAACAACCCGACCGAAAGUGCGCGCUUAUUUAAGGCAGUUUAGUACUUAGCUAAAUUGUGCUUUAGCCAAACUAUGAAUGACUCCUCAACUCCUUCAGUUACUUGGUCUUCUGUUGGGAAAGCCAUUCCAAUGAUAUUUAUUUCGUUGGUGGCUUUAGGUGGCAACUCUAUUGUUGUCAUCUCUGUUGCGACAAAAAAAGUCAUUCGGCGUGUGCCAGCCAAUAUAUUUGUCUUGAAUUUAGCCGUGACGGACAUUUCAGCAGGUCUUAUCUGCAUACCUCUUUCCUACAUCACCGUGCUCUGUAAUAACAAUUGGAUUUUUGGGGAAGCUAUCUGCCAAGUGGAGGCUUUUGUCAUAGUUCUGCUCUCCAACGUGACUUUGUUGACUUUGUUUAGCUUCAGCUGGUACAGAUAUAAAACCAUCACUUCUUACUAUAAAUACUCCACGCUUGAAUUAUGGAGAUUGGUAAAAUGUAUGGUGGGCGCCAUAUGGGGUGUAAGUAUCUUUUUCACCCUUCCCCCUGUGUUUGGGUGGGGCGAGUUUUAUUUCAACUCUAGUAUUUCCACGUGCUCGCUGAACUGGUCAAAACAUAUGUCUUACAGUAUAUUAAUACUUGUGUCGCUAUUUUGUAUACCUUCGUGCCUCAUGACAGUGUUUUACUACAAGAUUAUGAAGUUUGUUCGUAAGCAUAACAAGAAUUUUCGCUCCAGUAAAGGGUGGUGUGGUGCUACCGAUAGUCAGUUGAGCUGUUCCAACCUUGAUCAAGUUGGCAAAGUGCCUGAGGUAAUAAUUAACUUUCCUGAUUCUAGCAUUCAGACUGGUGCAAGCACACUGAUUGCCGAAACAGGAACAAUCCAUAACUUUAAGUUGCAUAUGCGAGCAGUAGGCACAACGCCUUCAACAUCUUCAGGACUGGCUCCAGUAGAAACGUUUAGCGUUAAAGACGCAACAGUCAUAGAGGACAACAACAGCCAAACAUCUCGGGUCAUUUCUCCAACUCCGUCAGAACAAUCAGGUAUCGUGCGGCUCGGCAAAACGCAGAAACGAUUUAAUCAACAAGAAAAGCUAGUUAAAGUAUUGUUGGUGACUAUUCUGGCAUUCAAAGUUUGUUGGUUUCCUUUCGCUGUGUAUAGCAUCCUCGAAACUCUAGACCUGCAUGCGAGUGAUUCUUCAUCGUUUCCUCUGGUGGCAGCAUGGCUGGCAUUUUCAAACACAAUCUGCAAUCCUAUCAUAUAUGCAUUCUUGAAUAAGCAGUUCAAAAUGGCAUUUAAAGAUGUAAUCCGAGUACUAUGCCGAGGUAAAAUACGCAAAAAUACAGUAGAGCCCCACUCAGUGGUCCGGCCUUAGGAAAUAUUGCCGCACUGAUCUAUUGACCAGAAGUGGAUGUGUGAAGUUCUUUGAAAUUGACUGUUAUCAAGGACCAUAAGAGACCAAACAUAAGCAAGUUACUUAUGCAAAAAGUGGGCUAUUUACACACCUGUAUGUCCCACCUUCCAUCUUACUUUAAGGCGGGUGUUCACCAAUAUUUCAACAUUUUAUUUUUUUCCGCACUUCUCUCCGGUUUUAAGUCAGAGUUUUUGCCAAUGUUAGGUGUACACACAUACAAUCUCAUAAAAUCUCGGCCAAAUGGAAAUGAGGGAAACAACUUCAGAAAUGAGAUGACAGCAAAACUUGAAUGAUUUUAGAACUUCAUUGCUUGAGGGAGAAUACCUAGAGUGCUCUCAAGUCAAAGGAACCUUAGCCAUAUAAUGUUUUAACCAAGAUCCCAAGAUCUCAUUAGUCAGUUCUCUUUACUGUCUACCAUACAAUUUUUAUGAUGUUAGGUUUGAGAAUU
Pocillopora damicornis (cauliflower coral) is the source of this 2603-nucleotide messenger RNA. RefSeq names its product 5-hydroxytryptamine receptor 1E-like. Gene Ontology annotation, biological process: G protein-coupled receptor signaling pathway. NCBI's taxonomy places the organism in Eukaryota, Metazoa, Cnidaria, Anthozoa, Scleractinia, Pocilloporidae. Gene Ontology annotation, cellular component: membrane. The record is from RefSeq and is a predicted model, not a curated record. Gene Ontology annotation, molecular function: G protein-coupled receptor activity.